Molecule: messenger RNA, 2073 nt
Organism: Lytechinus variegatus (green sea urchin)
Lineage: Eukaryota; Metazoa; Echinodermata; Echinoidea; Temnopleuroida; Toxopneustidae
Product: glyceraldehyde-3-phosphate dehydrogenase-like
Exons: 9
Coding region: 206-1282 (358 amino acids)
Biological process (GO): glucose metabolic process
Molecular function (GO): NAD binding; NADP binding; oxidoreductase activity, acting on the aldehyde or oxo group of donors, NAD or NADP as acceptor
Source: RefSeq, a predicted model, not a curated record
CACGCCGGACUAUUCUUUGUAAUGGCAAGAAAAUAAUGAAACGUCUUGUUCGCUCCCGCCAUGUUAACCCGCGCAAAUUAAAUUUACACCCUAGUCCUUCCACCCUGUAAAAUCAUCCAAGGUGAUGACCAACAGUAGUUUUAUUUUUAAGAUCGUCUACGUUCCUCCACUGACUAGCUAGGCAUAAAACGACUUACCAACCAUCAUGGUGAUUAAAAUUGGAAUCAACGGGUUUGGACGUAUAGGGCGUCUGGCCCUAAGAGCUGUUCUUCGAAACGGGGCCUCCAACGUCCAGGUAGUGGCAAUCAAUGAUCCUUAUAUUGAACUUGAACACAUGGCCUAUCUGUUCAGGUAUGAUUCUACGCAUGGAAGAUUUAAAGGCGAUAUACGCUACGACAAAUCAGCAAACGUCCUUACCGUUAAUGGAGAUAGUAUCAAAGUAUUCUCACAAGACAAGCCUUCUGAGAUCAAAUGGGGUGACGCUGGAGUAGAAUACGUGAUAGAGGCUUCAGGUAAAUUCACAUCAUCGCAGAAGGCGAAGGCACAUCUACGGGGAGGGGUAAAGAAAGUGGUUAUCACGGCAGCAUCUGAUGAUGCCCCGAUAUUCAUCAUGGGUGUCAACCAGCACAGAUAUGAUACGGAAACCAUGAACAUUGUAAGUAAUGGAUCCUGUACAACCAACUGCCUGGCUCCAUUGGCUAAGGUGAUCAAUGAUAACUUUGGCAUUGAAGAAGGUCUUAUGAUAACUGUACACGGUUACACUGCAACACAGAACAGCGUAGAUGGGACCAGCUCGUCGAAGUGGCCAAAAGGUCGCGGUGCUGCUCAAAACAUCAUCCCAACUUCAACUUGCGCUUCAAAGGGUGUAGGAAAAGUUAUACCAGAACUCGAUGGAAAACUGACCGGGAUGGCUUACCGCGUACCCGUACCAAAUGUUGGGGUUGUUGAUAUGACUGUUAGACUGAAGAACCCCGUUUCCUACGACACCAUCAAACAAACAAUGAAAGCUGCAUCAGAAUCUAAAGAAAUGGCAAGGUAUCUAGGAUACACUGAAGACCAGGUGGUUUCCCAAUAUUUUUGUGGAGACUCCCGGUCGUGCAUUUUUGAUGCUGGAGCUAGUAUCGCUCUUAAUGACAAGUUCGUCAAGCUGGUGUCCUGGUAUGACAAUGAGAUUAGUUACAGUACCCGAGUGAUCGAUCUCAUCGAGUAUAUGGCCUCAAAAUCACGACAAGAUUACAACUGCAACGAUAUCACUCACAUAAGCGACAGGAUAACGUCAUAACGCAUUUGACACUGAUCCAUUUAAAUGGAUACAUUUACCGGAAAGUUUGAAACAUAAGUAUGGAAUAGUUACAGCCUGUACACUGUGGGGGCUAUAUUCUGACGAAAAAUUCAUAUGUGUUCAUAUAGUGUGAUACGGGUGUAUUUACAUGUAUAUACGGCAUUGUGAUUGGUUUUUUUUUGCUGGUUGUAUUAUUUGUAAAAUAAUCUUUGAGUAGAACAACAAUCAUGAUAAUCUCAACGGCUGAUAAUGAAUAACUGCAAUGUAAAAUUGAUUUUGAAAAUUAUCAAAUGGAAAAAAUGGUGAUAAUCAAUAUAUUAACGCAUAAUCGCUGAGAGUAUUUGAUUGUAAAUUCAAUUAAUAGUUAAGUGUUAUAAUGUUGACAUGAUUGUAAUCGAUAAAAUCAUUUUAAUAAAAUCAUGUGUGUGCUUUUCUACCAAAACUUUAUUAAAUCUGAAAAAUGACAAGUCCCCCUGCAUUAAUAUAAGAAAACCUUCAUGUUAUAUAGAUCAAAUUAAUUAAGUAAUUAAAAAGGGUAAAUGUUAAUCAAGCUUUCAUAAGUCUUUUUUUUUGCAGAAAAUGCAAUCGAAUGGGUCUACCUUUUAAAACAAAGCCUUUCCACUUUAGUCUUCGGAAAUAACUCAUAUUGACUUUCUUCGGAACUCGUAUUCCACUUUCUUCUGAAGUAACUCAAAUUUCGUGAUUCUAGUUCUAACCCGUAUUCUGAAGUCAGGGAGCGUUUCAUUAACAUUUCUGUCCGACAAGUUGUCAGACCUGACAACUUUCCUUGA